AUGGAUUCACCACGCGAAGCCCUGAUGCGAAUGAUCAUUAUGAGUGUUGGUGAAUUUGGCGCAUUCUACAAGAAUCUCAAUGAUUGCAAGAGCGUCGUGUCACUUCAGGGCAAGGUAUUUUUCUCCAUCUAUGAGUUGCUAGUAACACUUAUGCUACUAAAUUUGCUGAUCGCUAUGAUGACCAGAACCUACGAAAAAAUCGCCGAAACGGAAAAGGAAUGGAAACGUCAGUGGGCGCAGGUGAUCUUGAUGCUGGAACAAACAUUAACAAACGCGGAGCGGAAAAUGGCCAUCUACAGCUACUCACGUCCACUUCGAAGUGACAAAGCUCGUCGAGCGUUUGUCGUACGACUCAAAUCUGACAAAAGAGACGAAUCACCACAGAGAGUCGUAUUCAUCCGAAAAAGACACAGUAUUCGUCUGUCGAGCAGUCACCUUCACGUACCAGGAGAUCGUCGUCGUAGCAGCACUCUUCAUUGA
Messenger RNA from Cooperia oncophora, 480 nucleotides. NCBI's taxonomy places the organism in Eukaryota, Metazoa, Nematoda, Chromadorea, Rhabditida, Trichostrongylidae. The record is from the annotation of a GenBank genome assembly.